GUGUCCCGCUGCUCAGUGAACUUCUCCAACAUCAGCUGGAGCUCCGGUGCUGUGUCAGUAUCCUUCAGCACACCUGGACCCUCCUGUAGCUUCAGCCUGAUCACCGGGGAGCCCACCCGACCCACUCCCUGCAACCCAGACCAGGGGGGCUUCACCUGCCGGGUCACAGGUCUGAGUCCCGGGACCCGGUACCAGGUAAUGGUGAUCUCAGAGCAGGACGGAGAGAGUGGCAGCACGACGGUGCGCACAGCGCCUCUUCCUGUGCAGAAGCUGAUGGUCCGUCAUGCUGAUGAAACCACGCUCAGCGUCCUGUGGAGCCCCCCCCCCGGGGAGUGGGACGGCUUCACGGUCUUCCUCCGACAGGCUGACCCCCAUCGGAUGGACCCCGCCCUCCAACAGGCUGACCCCCAUCAGAUGGACCCUUCCCUCCCUCAGGUGGCCCCCGCCCUCCCUCAGGAGGCCCCCACUCUCCCUCAGGUGGCCCCCGCCCCAAUGGAGGUGUGGAGGGCCCUCCCCCGGGAGGCCAAAGAAUUUACCUUUACCACCCUGACCUCAGGAGAGCAGUACACCAUCACCGUGAUGACCAACAGCGGCAACCUGAGCAGCUCAGCCUCCGUCAGAGCAUACACCCGUCCAGCCCAGGUCUCUGGGCUGCUGCUGGGGGUUCAGAGCAGCACCGACAGCCUGCAGGCAAGCUGGCAGAGAGCCUCCGGAGUUCUGGACUCGUACCGCGUUCUGCUGGUCAGCGACAGCAGCGUCAUCAAGAAUGAGAGCGUGGCGGCGGACGCCACCAGCACCAGCUUCCACCUCCUGAGGCCCGGCGCCCUCUACAGGGCGGUGCUGACCACCGUCAGGGCCGGACUCAGCUCCAGGCAGACGGUCGCAGAGGGACACACCA
Notothenia coriiceps (black rockcod) is the source of this 898-nucleotide messenger RNA. Its product is annotated as receptor-type tyrosine-protein phosphatase beta-like. Gene Ontology annotation, biological process: peptidyl-tyrosine dephosphorylation involved in inactivation of protein kinase activity; angiogenesis. The record is from RefSeq and is a predicted model, not a curated record. Gene Ontology annotation, cellular component: signaling receptor complex. NCBI's taxonomy places the organism in Eukaryota, Metazoa, Chordata, Actinopteri, Perciformes, Nototheniidae. The transcript has 3 exons. Gene Ontology annotation, molecular function: cadherin binding. The annotation marks the transcript as partial.